Messenger RNA from Cicer arietinum (chickpea), 516 nucleotides. RefSeq lists its product as uncharacterized. Lineage: Eukaryota; Viridiplantae; Streptophyta; Magnoliopsida; Fabales; Fabaceae. The record is from RefSeq and is a predicted model, not a curated record.
UUAUAAAAGACAUAGCUUAUGUAAUGGGCUUUAAUUGCUUCACAUCAAGUCAUUUUCUCUAGUGAUCUAAUUUUGGUUUAUUUAGAAAUCAUGGCAAAUACUUGUUGCCCCAUUGAUCUAGAGCCUAGGACCUUGAGUGGAGUGGAGCUAACCCAAGCAAGGGAACUAGCUGCAGAGGUAGUACAAAAGUUGGAACCAAGUGAAGCAUCAGCUCUGUUUGUUGAGGGAAUUAUGCAUCCAAUAAAGGAGGUGACAUAUAUGAAAGAAAAUGAAAGCCAAGUUGAGAAGUUAAUUGAUUUCACUAAGAAGGAAGAGACUAUCACUUAUGAGAAAGAUUGCCAAUGUCAAUGCUCAUGCUCUACUCAAACCCCUUUUCAUAUUAUUGGCGUAAAAGAGCCCGUUUCUGCACCAUUUUGAUUGUGGCAUGGUAGUUAUUUAUGUUUUUUUAUUAUAAAUAUUACAUGUCAAAAUUUCUUUCUCGUACAUCUUAUAUGAUAAUUAUAAAAAUAUUCAAUA